Messenger RNA from Nasonia vitripennis (jewel wasp), 1298 nucleotides. RefSeq names its product venom acid phosphatase Acph-1. The transcript is spliced from 6 exons. The record is from RefSeq and is a predicted model, not a curated record. Gene Ontology annotation, biological process: dephosphorylation. Bases 135 to 1244 code for a protein of 369 amino acids. Gene Ontology annotation, molecular function: phosphatase activity. Lineage: Eukaryota; Metazoa; Arthropoda; Insecta; Hymenoptera; Pteromalidae.
CACGAAGACAAUGUAAAUGACGUCGAUUGCGUAAGGUAGAAUGAGCAAUAAAAGAGAUUAUCUUUUUCUAUAAAUUGACCGUUCGCGUAAUUUCGGAGUAGUGUCUCCAAUUUAGCGAUCAUACGAACAUCAGAAUGCGUUUAAACAUUUUUUUGUGCCUGAUGCUGCAGCUGUGCGUCACUGCAGUAUUAAGCGAAGUAAAACAAGUCAGCAUCGUAUUUAGACAUGGGGAUCGAGCACCUGGUAAUUUUAUUAAAAGCAUUCCCAAUGAUCUACACCGUAACAAGACUUUCUACCCAAUGGGCCUUGGCGGGUUGACAAACAAUGGAAAAUCGCGAGUUUACAAUUUGGGAAAGUUCCUUCGAUCAAGCUACGAUGACCUUUUGGGGCCCGUAUACCUCAUCAACGACGUAGAAGCUAUGAGCACCGAUUCACCUAGAGCGCGAAUGUCCCUGCAAAUGGCCCUUGCCGGAUUGUAUCCACCUAGUCCGAUUCAGCAUUGGGAUACCAACACGAACUGGCAACCUGUUUUGGUAUCUUUCAAAUCAAAAUAUGAAGACAAGCUUUUAGUUCCGCAAUUUUGCGAAGAGUAUCAGGAGGAGUACGAAAGCGUUAGAAACUCCCUUGAUUAUCAAAGUAAGGCACAAGCUCUAGAACCCUUCAUGAAGGAGCUGGCAAAAAACAUGGAAAGGGCCACCCCGAUUAGCGUGAUGGACAUGAAUCAUCUCUACCACACUUUGGCUGCAGAACAAUCGAUGAAUUUGUCGUUGCCUCACUGGGCCGACAGCAUCUAUCCUGAUGGCAAACUUCGAGAUGGUGCACUCCUACAAUACCUACACUACGGAUAUAACGACAAGUUGAAAAGACUCUCUGGCGGCGUUAUAUUGCAAAAAAUUAUAAGAGACAUGAAGACGGCUCAAUUAAACAAAGAUAAGCCUGGCUUUAAAAUUCACGUGUAUAGCGGACAUGAGUUGAACGUCGUAAUGCUGCUGCACACGCUUGGACUGUACAACGAACAUAUACCUGAAUAUUCAAGUGGCGUUUUUAUCGAGCUACACGAAACAAAUGGAGAAUAUUAUGUUAAGGUAUUAUAUUAUAAAGGUAUUCCUGUAGAAGCAGAAGUACAACGAAUUCCUGGCUGUGAUGAAUUAUGUCCUUUCAACAAGUUCGUGAAAUUAUUAGAAAAUGUUACAGCUACAGAAACUGAUUUGCAAUGUAAUAGACUUACUAAGCUUCCGAAAUAAUUUAAAUUAAUUGUAACUUUUAGAUGUAUAAUAAAUAAUUUAUUUUAUCCCAUA